Paramecium tetraurelia is the source of this 1407-nucleotide messenger RNA. RefSeq lists its product as uncharacterized. The transcript is spliced from 5 exons. The record is from RefSeq and is a predicted model, not a curated record. NCBI's taxonomy places the organism in Eukaryota, Ciliophora, Oligohymenophorea, Peniculida, Parameciidae.
AUGAAAUAUUAUUAUCAAUUUAAAGCUAUCAUAUCGGGAGCAAAAGCAGUUGGUAAAAAAACAAUCCUUAAAUCAUUGGACUCUUCAACUGAUCUUAAAACUGUUUAAUUACAUGAUAAAAUGCAAGAAACACUAUUUAUCUAUGAAUUCUAAAAAGAUGAAUCCUACAUUCCAGAUGCUCUUUGCUUUCUGAUUGUGUGUGACUAAUCAUCAUAAUCAAUCCAAUAUGCCAAAUCAAAAAUUCAAAUAAUACUUAAAUAACUGAAUCGUUCCUAUUAAUUUAUUGUCCUCAUCAACAACAAAGUAGAUUCCCAAUUAUCACUUUAAGACGAAUUAGAAAAUUAUUGCGCUUAAAACCAAAUAAAUUUCAUAGCAACAAGCGCUAAAUUUGGAACCAACGUUAUUCUACUCUAAAAUCUUCUUAGAAUCAAGGCUUAAUUGAUAAUGAAAAAAUGUUAAAUCCAACCAUUUCCUCUAGAAUCCAAUAGAGAAAAGGAAUUUGAAACCAUCGAUCACCAGAUUAAAUAAGUCACGCAGAAUAGACCACUGCCAUAAACACCCUAAUCCUCUGGAGACAAAGAAAACUAAUCAGAUUAUAAGAGCAUCAAGAGUGAAACUGUAGAGAGUUUUAGAGCAUUCGAAUUAAUCCAAGAUAAAUCAACAUAGCAUAAUGAUACCAUAAAUAUUCUAACAUAAAGCACUUCAUACUAAAAUUGCCAAAUACAAAAUUCAUAAGUCCUACCAAGUACAAAAAGAGCAUAUCUUGAUUUAAACACCAAUUGUCGAUUAAGAUCAUCUUCACCUAUUUCGAAGAUACUUAUGUGUUUAUAAAUUGAAUUGAAUGAUUAGAUAUUCAAAGUGGAUGUCUAUUUUGAUGAUUCCUAUCCCCUGAUUGUUGAGAGAAUUUGUUCUGCAAUGUAGAAGAAAGUUAAGCAAACUGCAAAAAAACAAUUGAUGUCCACUAUUGAAACUCAUGUCACCUCCUUUAUACAAAAGCUCAAUCAAUAAUUCUAAGAGAAAAGAUAUUUGAGAGUUAAGGAUUGCUAUGAGAAGUUUAUUUCUAUACACAAUCAAUAAAUAUAGUAGAGGCCAGUUAUUGGAAUCAUAGCCCUGUUAAUUUAAUCUUAGAUAAUAAAAAUUUAAGUUCAUGAAAGCGACGAACCCUAUGAUUUAGCAUUCAAUUCAAUAGUCUAAUACAAACUGAAAAAGAGUUGCAUUAGUGCUUUAGUUUAAAAAAUCAAAUUCUUAUAAACUCAAAAGAAUGUCGCGAUAUUAGGCUUCUUUGAUAUUACUCCUCAUGAAUUCAUUGUGUACAAAGGAGAAGACAUUUAAAAAAAGUUAUUUCAAUUCUUCAUGCAAUUUAAAUUGGACUAUGAAUAUUAUAGGCUUCUCUCAUAAAUAUAAUGA